ACAACUAUUCCCAUGCGCCUCUAUACUGACAUGCUAUAAUGAGUACAAGGUGAAAUGUGAAGAAUGAUGGCUACCCUAGUCGUGCUAGACUGGCCGUACUGGAUUCCGGGGCCCCACAGUUACCCCACAGUCAUCCCUUAGAAGAAUGCUGGUGAGAGUAACAAACUGUAUAUAUCCUGCAACGCUGCCAUUUUCAACCUCGUAUUGGCAUCUCAAUCAGCAUUAAUUACAAACAUCUAAAACAAGCCGUUGCUACUAUGACGGUCCUUACUGGUCGUCCUCUGUCAUGGGCUAUCACAGCCACUGCUGGUUGCGGCUUUCUCUUAUUUGGCUAUGACCAGGGAGUAAUGUCUGGGCUAUUGUCAGGAGCCGCUUUUAUAAAGCAAUUCCCGGAAAUUGACACUACUCCAAGCGGUACUGGAAGCUCAUCUCUUCAAGGCACAGUCGUUGCUAUCUACGAAAUCGGUUGUUUCUUUGGAGCAAUAUUCUGCUUCAUGUUUGGUGAACGGUUGGGACGAAGAAACUGUAUCAUGCUUGGAUGUAUCGUGCUCAGCAUUGGGGCAGCGCUUCAGGCAUCCGCAUAUACCAUCCCACACAUGAUCGUUGGCCGGAUUGUUGCAGGACUUGGAAAUGGGAUGAACACAAGUACGAUCCCUGUGUGGCAUUCUGAAUUGAUGCAAGCAAAAAAGCGUGGCAAGGGGCUGGCAAUUGAGUUGGCUAUCAACAUCUUCGGGGUCAUGACUGCUUAUUGGGUAGACUACGGAUUCAGCUACGUCAGCAGUGGUGCACAAUUCCGAGUUCCCCUUGCUCUGCAGAUUGUUUUCGCAGUUGUAACCUUUGCUGGCAUACUGUUUCUUCCCGAAUCCCCCAGAUGGCUCAUUGCGCACGAAAGACACAGCGAAGCACGCCAUAUCCUAUGGGCAUUGGAGAUGGACCCAAACUCAAUAACUGAAUCAGAUCCUGCCAUCAACAGACAAAUUUUGGAAAUCCAGAAUGCCGUCAACGAAGAAAGAGCGGCUACUGAGGGGCGUAGCAAGACAGCGUUGCUAAAGAACGGACCACAAAAGUUUCGCCACAGAGUUCUUCUUGGUAUCGGCGGACAAUUCAUGCAACAACUGUCUGGCAUCAACCUCAUCACUUACUAUGCUCCUGUAAUCUUCGAAAACUCUGUCAAACUUUCACACAAUCUAGCCCUAUUACUUGCCGGCUUCAAUGGGGUCGCAUACUUUUUCUCGUCAUUAAUCCCAAUAUGGAUUAUAGACCGCCUCGGCCGACGAAAGCUCAUGCUUUUCGCAGCUGCUGGUCAGUGUGCUUGCAUGGCCAUACUUGCCGGAACUGUAUCUUCGGGUACCAAAGCUGGUGGAGUUGUUGCAAUUGUGAUGCUGUUUCUAUUUAAUUUUUUCUUCGCCGUAGGAUUACUAGCGAUCCCUUGGCUCUUGCCGGCCGAGUAUGCACCAUUGGCAAUUCGUACUCGUGCCGCUUCUCUUGCAACUGCUUCAAACUGGAUUUUUACCUUCCUUGUGGUUGAGAUUACUCCCGUGAGCAUCAAUAGUAUUGGAUGGAAGACAUACAUCUACUUCGCAGUCUUCAACUUCUUUUUCAUCCCACUGAUCUGGUUCUUCUAUCCGGAGACCCAGAAUCUCUCACUAGAGCAAAUCGACAAACUAUUCACGGGAGAGAAGGUCAUAAUUCACUGGCAUCCGUCAAUGGGUUCUAUUGCGGGUGCUGAGCAUUCACCCGAGGCCGGAUCUACAGAUGGAGACAAGAUCUCAGAACAAGAGGUAUGCCAUGACGACCUCAAGGCUUUGUAGUUGGUAUGCAAAAUUUGGACUAGCUGAAGAAAUAUUUAUAAGAUGGACGCCUAACUAUAUACUAUACCUCCAUAAAGUCCGAAAGGAGCAAAAAUAUGACUUUUGCCCAUCUCUCAAGAAGCCUACUUCGAUUGAGACACUAAAGAUUAUGUGAGAAGAAAGCAAUUAACCUUAAUCAUGACAACCAACCUUUCAUUCCACUUCAGUAGAACGAACGAUUGGUUCCGACAAUUAGGUAAUAGAAGUGGUCGGCAAUUAAAGUUGACGACGGGGGCCUCGAGACGUCGAGGUACAAGCCAGGAAUCCACUAGACGGAACUAGUCCAUAACUGGCACUUUUUGCCGCCAACUCCCAGGCUUCCUGCCGUUCCCCGCCAUAUGUGAAUC
Molecule: messenger RNA, 2197 nt
Organism: Pseudogymnoascus verrucosus
Lineage: Eukaryota; Fungi; Ascomycota; Leotiomycetes; Thelebolales; Thelebolaceae
Exons: 10
Coding region: 258-1811 (517 amino acids)
Biological process (GO): transmembrane transport; carbohydrate transport
Cellular component (GO): membrane
Molecular function (GO): carbohydrate:proton symporter activity
Source: RefSeq, a predicted model, not a curated record